Messenger RNA from Mesocricetus auratus (golden hamster), 1211 nucleotides. RefSeq names its product ribosome production factor 1 homolog (gene Rpf1). The coding region runs from base 38 to 1087 and encodes 349 amino acids. Gene Ontology annotation, biological process: maturation of LSU-rRNA; maturation of 5.8S rRNA. The transcript has 9 exons. The record is from RefSeq and is a predicted model, not a curated record. Gene Ontology annotation, cellular component: preribosome, large subunit precursor; nucleolus. Gene Ontology annotation, molecular function: rRNA primary transcript binding. Lineage: Eukaryota; Metazoa; Chordata; Mammalia; Rodentia; Cricetidae.
ACGGAGACACUUCCGUUUCCGCGCGGAUGCAAGCAGCAUGGCGAAGGCCGGGGAGAAGAGCGUCGGGGGCGGGAAGCGCGGCCUGAAGAGGAAAGCGGCCGCGGAGGAGCCUCGGGAGGCCGCGGCCGCGGACGAUGGGGCGGCGGAGGGCGGGGCGCAGCCCCGGGCAGCGGCCGCCUUCCCGCCGGGCUUCAGUAUCUCGGAGAUUAAGAACAAGCAGCGGCGGCACUUGAUGUUCACGCGGUGGAAGCAGCAGCAGCGGAAGGAAAAGUUGGCAGCUAAGAAAAAACUUAAAAAAGAGAGAGAAGCUCUUGGUGAUAAGGCUCCACCAAAGCCAGUUCCCAAAACCAUUGACAAUCAGCGAGUCUACGAUGAGACCACAGUAGACCCCACCGAUGAAGAGGUGGCUUACGAUGAAGCUACAGAUGAGUUUGCCUCCUACUUCAACAGACAGACGUCUCCUAAGAUUCUCAUCACGACGUCGGACAGACCCCAUGGGAGAACAGUCCGACUCUGUGAGCAGCUCUCAACAGUUAUACCAGAUUCACAUGUUUAUUACAGAAGAGGAUUGGCUCUGAAGAAAAUUAUCCCACAGUGCAUUGCAAGAGAUUUCACAGACCUGAUUGUUAUUAAUGAAGAUCGUAAAACACCAAAUGGCCUUAUUUUGAGUCACUUGCCAAAUGGUCCAACUGCUCAUUUUAAAAUGAGUAGUGUUCGUCUUCGUAAAGAAAUUAAGAGACGAGGCAAAGACCCCACAGAACAUGUCCCUGAGAUAAUUCUGAAUAACUUUACAACACGGCUAGGUCAUUCCAUUGGACGAAUGUUUGCAUCUCUUUUUCCUCAUAAUCCUCAGUUUAUUGGAAGGCAGGUUGCCACAUUCCACAAUCAGCGGGACUACAUUUUCUUCAGAUUCCACAGGUAUAUAUUCAAGAGUGAAAAGAAAGUGGGAAUUCAGGAACUUGGACCACGUUUUACCUUAAAAUUACGAUCUCUUCAGAAGGGAACCUUUGAUUCUAAAUAUGGAGAAUAUGAAUGGGUCCAUAAGCCACGGGAAAUGGAUACAAGUAGAAGAAAAUUCCAUUUAUAAAGUACUGAGGGAGUAGUAUUGAAUUUUGCUGGACAGGCCUGUCUGGAAAAACUUGGUAAAUUAUUUACACAGCACCCUUUUCAAAUGGAAUUUAUUGAUUUUAUAAAUCUUAUAUUUGAACAAA